GGGGAGCCGCAAAGCCCAAGCAGGAGCAGCAUCAGCAUCAACAAUCACCAAGAUGACCACGAAGGGCAUGGCUGUGGCCUUGGCUGUGAUACUCUGCACCGCAGUUGUUCAAGGUGUCCUUAUGUUCAAAGGGGGGCGCUGCCUUUGCAGAGGCCCUGGAAUGAAAGCAGUGAGAAGAGCUAACAUUGAGAAAGCCUCCGUAAUUUACCCAAGUAACAGUUGUGACAGAGUUGAAGUGAUCAUUACCCUGAAAGAGCAUAGAGGACAAAGAUGCCUGGAUCCCAGCUCAAAGCAAGGACGCCUCAUAAGACAGUACCACGAAAAAAAGAAUUUUUUAAAACACUGGAACAUAUGAAGUCCCGGACAAGAGGGUUUGGAAACCUGGAA
Molecule: messenger RNA, 387 nt
Organism: Nannospalax galili (Upper Galilee mountains blind mole rat)
Lineage: Eukaryota; Metazoa; Chordata; Mammalia; Rodentia; Spalacidae
Gene: Cxcl11
Product: C-X-C motif chemokine ligand 11
Exons: 4
Coding region: 53-355 (100 amino acids)
Biological process (GO): antimicrobial humoral immune response mediated by antimicrobial peptide; inflammatory response; cellular response to lipopolysaccharide
Cellular component (GO): extracellular region
Molecular function (GO): chemokine activity; CXCR chemokine receptor binding
Source: RefSeq, a predicted model, not a curated record